CAGUUCCAUUGCGGUGCAGUUAGCUGCGGAUAGAACCCGAGACUCAGCUCUAGAUUCAGUAGAAUCCAUCAGUGGCAACAUCAGCGACGUGCAGUUUUGAAAAUAUUCACCAACUGAAUAUCGUCUAUUUUGACACAUAAAUCUUUAAGUGACAUUCCUAUAAUUACAUUCAAGUUUUUGUGCAUUCCUUAAACAAGGCAAAUAAAUCGCAGCGCAAUGAUGACAAACAAAUUCGCUUUUGGCGCCUUGGCUCUUCUAACCAUUUGUUUGCUGGCCAUCUCAAGGACCGAUGCGGCACCAAUGCCCAGGUACCAAAGCUCGAAUGGCGGCUACGGCGGCUAUAACGAGCUCGAGGAAGUGCCCGAUGAACUUUUAAUGGAGUUGAUGACACGCUUUGGCCGCACCAUAAUACGAGCACGCAACGACCUGGAGAACUCGAAGCGCACCGUGGACUUUGGACUGGCGCGUGGUUAUUCCGGCACUCAGGAGGCGAAACAUCGCAUGGGACUCGCUGCAGCCAAUUUUCCCGGCGGACCGGGACGAAGGCGGCGUUCGGAAACCGAUGCUUAAAUAUCUUAAAACAUCUCUCGAUCACGAUAAUGUCGAAAACUAAAUGCGAAAAUCUAUUAAGAAAAUUACACAACAACAACAACAACAAACGUUUUUACAAAUUUUGCGGAUCUUAAAUUUGAGUUUUAUUUUUCGAAAUAUGAUUUUUCAAUAUUUCAGCGCUAAUUUCGAUUCAUUGUAUAUACAUAUAUAUAUUUAUAUUGAAGUUAUUUCAAUCUACUAUAUUUGCAAAUUAAACAACACUCGCAUGUUUGCUAAAAACACAAAAGAAAUAUAUUAAAGGAAAUUUUCACGGAAUAAAAAGACAAAAAUAAAAAUGUUAAACUGUUGCUCCAAAGUUAUAAAGUGUUUAUGCAUCCUUUAACAAAUAACAAUAAUAUAUAUAAUAUAAGAGUACCACGAUCAUGAUCCCCUCUCGCUCUCUCGCUCGUCUUAAUGUUUGAAACAAAUCAAAAAAGAAUAAAACAAAAUACGAAACCAAUUGAAUUGCAUUGAUAUGAAUUCGAAUUAAUCAAAAAUAA
Molecule: messenger RNA, 1091 nt
Organism: Drosophila albomicans
Lineage: Eukaryota; Metazoa; Arthropoda; Insecta; Diptera; Drosophilidae
Gene: Dh31
Product: diuretic hormone class 2
Exons: 5
Coding region: 217-570 (117 amino acids)
Biological process (GO): body fluid secretion
Molecular function (GO): G protein-coupled receptor binding; diuretic hormone activity
Source: RefSeq, a predicted model, not a curated record